CGGCAAGAGGAUAUUGGAGAAAUACCGAUGCUUGUGAAAGAGGGGCGGCCGGAAGGUUUCUAUAAGAGAGGUCCAAGGUGGCUCGCUCCUAGCCUCAGGGGCAGCAUCAGUCAGCAGUCAGCACUCUCAAAACUCAACCCUAGCCCGAGCAACCCCCCGACUACUACCACGCGGCCAUCUCUCCCUCAUACAACCUAACAACCACAUCAUCAACCCCUAUCCCAAACCAAACAAACAAAGCCAAAAGCCACCAUGAAACUCACCACCCUCCUCCUCCCCCUCACCCUCCUCCCCGCCACCCUCGCCGACGGCCCCUCCAUCGUCGCCGCCCUCACCACCGUCAACGAAACCACCACCAAGCUCGGCGCCGCCGUCACCGAUUGGCGCGGCACCAUCCUCGGCACCGUCCCGAUCCUGGCCGAGAGCACCGCCCUGCUCAUCCAAGUCAAGCAAGGGACCGACACGGCCGAGGCCAGCGCGCCGCUGGACGUGCCGGCGUCGCUGGCGGUGGCGACGGCGACGGGCGCGCUGGUGGAUUCCGUUAACGCCACGCUGGCGGCGCUGGUCGAGGCGAAGGGGAUGUUUGAUCGGUUGUUGCUGUCGCCGCUGAUUGCGGUUAAUUUGGGCCUGCAGCGCCGCGCGACGGCGGAGAUGAGUGCGGCGGUGAUUGGGAAGGUGCCGGCGGAGUUGAGGGAGGUUGCCGAGGGGUUGGUGGCGCCGAUUGAUGAGAGUUUUGGGGUGGCCGUGGAGGCGUAUCGGUUGCUGUGAUGGAAGGGGGGGGGUAUGAAGUGCCUAGGUAUUGGUUGUUACCAAUUUAUGCUGUUGGGAGUGAGAUAGUUCUGACGACCUCUUUAACAUUCGCGUGGGAUGGUUUAGCCCCGAGAAAAGCAUUUAUCCGAAUCGUAUCGUCUCUA
Chaetomium fimeti is the source of this 914-nucleotide messenger RNA. Its product is annotated as hydrophobic surface binding protein A-domain-containing protein. NCBI's taxonomy places the organism in Eukaryota, Fungi, Ascomycota, Sordariomycetes, Sordariales, Chaetomiaceae. The transcript has a single exon. Bases 253 to 768 code for a protein of 171 amino acids. Gene Ontology annotation, cellular component: extracellular region. The record is from RefSeq and is a predicted model, not a curated record.